Dromaius novaehollandiae (emu) is the source of this 4500-nucleotide messenger RNA. Its product is annotated as centrosomal protein of 78 kDa. The record is from RefSeq and is a predicted model, not a curated record. The coding region runs from base 935 to 3253 and encodes 772 amino acids. Gene Ontology annotation, cellular component: centrosome. Gene Ontology annotation, molecular function: protein binding. NCBI's taxonomy places the organism in Eukaryota, Metazoa, Chordata, Aves, Casuariiformes, Dromaiidae. The transcript is spliced from 15 exons.
GUCGUUGUCUCUGUGGCCGGUAGUCUUCUGUGAAUUUUUUUUCCCACCCUAUGAACUUGCCCGUCUAUUUUUUUGAAUCCCUAUAAACUUUUAGUCUCCUGAAAACUUCUAGCAUGGGGUUGGAUUUCCCAGUUUUGCCAUGUGCUCUGUUUCUCUUCGCUCUACCACCCGCUAGUUUCGUCUGAUACUCCUUUGCCUUGGUAUUGAAAGAAACAGCAGAUAAUUGUUGCCUGUACACAUUCUCUAAGCCAAUCAGGAUUUUGUGCAGCUCUUUCAUAUCCACUGACUUCCGUGCUGAAGAGCCCUAACUUACAUAGUUGUUCCUGAGAUGGAAUUUGUUGUAUGUCUUUCAGUUUGCCCUCUCUUCACCCCUCAAAUGUGUAAAACUUGAGUGCCAGGGCCAGGCAUAAGGUAUCCAAAACCAAAAACAUUAAGGGAAACGCUUGUCUUAUUUUUUAUUACGAGAAUUCAGACUUUUGAUUGCAGCAGUAGAGAAGCUGACAAGUAGUUCUGAGGAUGUAAAUGGUGUUUGGAAUAGUCCUUCAUAUUCCUAGGUGCUGGGUCAGGGAGUGGGCUUAUAAGUAAUCUGCAGACACUGUAUGUUUAAAAAAUUAUGUUUUAAGAGGAAAGCUUUUACACCACUUAGUGCUGGAACACUGGGCAUAUGCUCUUGGAUACACACAUUUGUUUAGGAGAAUAAAAAUGUAGCAUUUCUUUUUCUUACCUAUUCAGCUAUCCUCACACAGGUAUAAAACAUCCCUAAACAUCAGCAUUACACGUGCAGCUCAAUGUCUUCAAUGUAGGAAGUAUAGCCAUGUAUUCUCAUGUUUUGGAUAUGUUCAAUUCGCAAUAUGUCACUAAACCAGUUGCCUGUGGGAAAAAUUAAUAUCUCUUUCCUCCCUCAUUUUAGAGAGACUUUUAUCACAUAUAAAAGAUGAUUGACUCGGUCAAAGUAAGAAGACAGUGCAUGCUGGAUUUCUACUCUCAUUAUGAACAUCUGUGUGCUGUUCAAGGCUCUGUCCCACUGAAAGCUGUGAAAGCCAAUCUGAAUGAGGGUGCUCUUGAUAUAACUGUAGAUCGCAUCAAAGCUGCUGACUGGGCACCGCUUCUAAAUGCUAUCAGGCAUAAUAAGACCCUGACUUCUAUUGCAAUAAGAAGUUUUCAUCAACAGGGUCUUGGAGAAUCAGGUGUUGAAAGAUAUAAAACUUACUUCAGAAGGAGAAUUCCAGCAAUUAGAUCAAAAGACUUGACUGGUCAACUAUGCAAAGCUGUCAAAGGCUGUCUGAGCAUAUCAGAUGUACUAAAAAGCUUGGAACUGCAGGGAUUACUUCUGAGAGAAAGAGAUCUAAUACUUCUAACAAAGGGGUUGGCCAAAACUUCAUCUCUGGAGAGUGUCUCCCUAGCCCACUGUCCGAUUGGAGAUGGAGGAUUAGAAACAAUCUGUCAGAGUGUGAAGAACUCAGCUAGUAUCAGAUGCAUAAAUUUCACAGGAUGUAGCCUUACUUGGCGAGGGGCAGAACAUAUGGCAAAUGUUUUAAAGCACCAGGCAAUGAAAAGACAUAAUGAAGCUUGGGCUGAAAGCCUACGUUAUAGGAGACCUGACCUGGACUGUAUGACAGGCUUGAGGCGCAUUACUUUCAACUGCAACAUGCUCGUUGGAGAUAGAGGAGCCAGUGCCUUUGCAGAAUGCCUAGGAGAGGACCUGUGGCUGAAAGCACUUGAUUUGCAGCAGUGUGGAAUAUCCAAUGAAGGAGCAAAGUCAUUAUUUGAUGCUCUACAAGCUAAUAGAACAUUAGUGGUACUUGACAUAAGAAAAAAUCCCUUAAUUGAUCACAUUUUGAUGAAAAGCAUUAUUGAAAGAGUUCUUAUGAAUGGAAAUAGUGCCAAUUCAGAGUUCCAGUAUAAGUGGCUGACAUCUCCAUCUUCAAAGGAUGCUUUGAAAACUAGACCAAAGAAAAGAACUAUUGUCCUAGGAAGUGGUCGAAAAGGAAAAGCUACUAUUCGUAUUGGAUUAACAUCUAAAAAGUCUGUGAGUCCUGGGAAAAAAAAUCCAUCUGUGAAAGACAGUUAUUCACCAAAACCACUACCACCAGGCACAAAAGGCUUCCUUCCUUGGCGCACUGCGGAACGUGCAAAGAGAUGCAGGGGGGCUCCAGUGGAUAGUACUCAAGAGUUACCAGUGAAGAUUCAGACAGAAAUUCCUGUGAAAGUGACAGUAGAAAGUGCUGCUACUUCUGAAACUGAAGAGACAGAAGAAUCGGACGAUAUUAUCCAUCAUCCUGACUUGACAAAAUCGUUAGAUAAAAUUAAUGUAACAAAGUAUCAGCAAUUCCAGUUGGAACUAGAAGAAUGCCUACUAAAAUUAAAGGAAGAAAGAAGAGCCAGAGUAAAGGCUGAGGAACGGAUAAUGGAGUUGGAAAUUGAAAAUGCAAGGUUGAGGAACCUAAACAUCUCCCUAUCUGAGGUUCUUCAUGCACAGUCGGUAACCAACAUGAUUUUGGAAGAUGAAGGUGUUCUAGGCAGCAUUGAGAACUCUUUCCAAAAGUUUCAUGCUUUUUUAGACCUCCUUAAAGAUGCUGGACUUGGGCAACUUGCUGCAUUAGUUGGGAUAGACCAGUCAGAUUUUGGUCCAUUGGGGCAUCCACAAAUGAAUUCUACUCUUACUAAACCUGCUAAGAUGCUAAAGGAGAAAUCAUUUGAAGAAGAAAGACAAGAACAUACGCAGAACAGGAAAAAUGGAGGUAGAGACAUCCAGGUUUCUCUUCCUGGCACACUUCAGUCCCAGAUGGUUGUGAAUAAUGCCUUCUCAGCUCCCAGAGAAAUGCAAGAAUUUCAGGUUGUUGUACAAGAGCAGCCAGGCUCAUGGAAAGAAAAUGAAUCUCAAACAAUUAGCCAAAAUAAGGAGGAUAACCUCCAAAAUAGCACUCCAACAUUCUCUGAGAGGAGAGUCAAACAAAAUGAACAUGCAAAAGGACAUCACUCAGCUAGACAAUCGGUUACUAGUCUGCAUUCAUUUUCUGCUUCCAGUGCGAAUAUUAAAAGUAAUGGUAGCAAAAAAUCCAGCUGCACUUCUGGUGAAAAAAGCAAAAGUUCUUCAAAGAAAUGCAUGCAUAGAGCAAAUGAAACUGCAAUUGUAAGUACUGUGGCAAGAGGAGACCAAAGCAGACUGCAGACAGCAGACCUCUCUGGAACUGAUACUGUAGGAUCUGGUUCUGAAAUACAAGAGAGUAUUCAUUCUAUGACCAGCACUUGAAAUGGUUCUGAAAUGUUUGGCCUGUUCUUUAUACUUGCAAAAUUAAAAAUAAAUUUUGGAUGCCUUAGUAUAGCUCAUGAAUUCUUGUGAAGAAAUGUAGACUUUGAAAAUAUCUCAAGCAUUCUUUCAUUCUGUUUAGUGUUCCUGUUUCAUGUUUGUAUCACUUGUCACUGGAUUUUUCGAAACAGAAAUGAAUGAUGUACUGGUAGAAUGGUACCCUUCAGUUUGUACUAUAUAUAAAGGAUUCCAGGGCUAUGAAUUUUACUGUGUAUCACAGAUCUCAUUAUAAACCGUUUUUAGCUAAUAAAAUUAAUUUGAAUACAAACUAUGAUUUGUAUUUCCAGUGUGUUGCAGUAGAAGUGAAACAAUGGUUUUAAGGCAAAUAUCCAUUGGUGCCUAUUAGUGUGUGUAUGUAGUUCCCAAUGGUAGUGGAAGCUACAGAUAUAACAAUGAGUCCACAAACAUCUCUCAAAGAUGUAUCUAAAUACAGUCCUUAUUCCUUAUUGUUAUAACUGCUAAUGAUAGCACAAUAAAGAUUGGAAAGGACCUCUAGAGCUCAUCUAGUCCAACUCCUCGCUCAAAGCAGGUCUAAUUCAAUCAGGUUGCUCUCAGGGCCUAGAGAAAUGUGAGAACAUAAAACCAAAAGAAUGGCAUUAUACUGAAACUCCUGGGGUUUGCCCUGGCUCCUUCCUCUGCUUUUGCACAGGCAGCUGACUUGCAGCUUCUGAACUGUGGUAUAAAGCAGCAUAGAUCUUAAUUUGCCAAAUGUGUCACAGGAAAGCAGAUUGUUUUGCACCAGGAAUAAUAACAAGGUGCACUUGAAUGUGACCUUGGGUGGGUGGUUUGGGGGGGCGGGGGGAAGCGGCAUCUUUCUUUGUAUGUUUGUACCCUUGCCUGACUACUCUGAGAAGGCAAUCUGUCCAGAGCUUAACAUAAUUAUUAUAGCAAUCAUUGAAUUAGUGAUUAGAGUUAGUAAAUGAGACUAAUGAAUAAUGGUUUUGUGCAUACAGAGAAAUGGGAGUUCUGUUGUAAACGAAAGUUGCUAGGUCUGAGUUUGGGGGAGUAGAAUCGCUUAAAAAGAAAUUAUAAAAAUGUAAAAUGAUCUUGUUCACAGGUGGUGAUGAAAAGUUGCUGUUUUGAAUGAAAAUCGAUUCAAACUUAAAUACUUUGGUUUAGUGAAACUAUUUUCACAAUAUUAGCCGAGAUUUUGAAUGAUUAUAAUAAAGUUUAAUUUUUGUGACAUGGAA